Messenger RNA from Impatiens glandulifera, 874 nucleotides. Its product is annotated as 54S ribosomal protein L37, mitochondrial-like. Lineage: Eukaryota; Viridiplantae; Streptophyta; Magnoliopsida; Ericales; Balsaminaceae. The coding region runs from base 251 to 655 and encodes 134 amino acids. The transcript has 2 exons. Gene Ontology annotation, cellular component: mitochondrial large ribosomal subunit. The record is from RefSeq and is a predicted model, not a curated record. Gene Ontology annotation, molecular function: structural constituent of ribosome.
UACUGAAGAUUCUAUUCAUCACUUCACUAUCCUAUCUCCUUCGACCUUCUGAGUCGUCGCCGGCCGAAUCCCUUCCCGGCGCUGCUGCAUUGUCCAGAUUGCUUUGAAAUUCCUCUUCCCUCAGAGCUCCCUAUCUCAGCCACCAAGCAGCGCCCUGUUGAACAACGUUCUCUCUGCCUCCUUCAACCGACCGUCGAUCCGGAUUGCACCAGUUGUCUAAAUACAGCUAGGCAUUCGUUGAUGCAGGAUUAUGGAUAUGGUGUCUAUGAAAUGCAUUAAGCAAAUGAGGACCGUUAUUCCUAUGAGGGAGACGGUUGGAAUGGUUUGGUGCAGAAUGUUUUCAGCUGGAAGCAAAAAGAAAGGCGGGAAAGGUGCUGCUUCUGCUGAUGCUCCAAAAGUAUCGAUAUUAAGCAAAGAAGUCAAGUCAAGCACCACCAUAGGUUGUAAUACUCUCAAGGAGGGAUCAGAUCCGAAAGUCAUGGCUGAUUCGGAAUACCCUGAUUGGUUGUGGAGUUUGCUUGACAAAAGGACUGCAUUAAGUGAACUGAAGAGGAAGAAAGUGGAAGAUCUUCCAUUUGAAGACCUAAAACGCUUUGCUAAGCUGGAUAACCGAGCCAGGAUUAAGGAGAACAACUCUGCAAAGGCUAAGAGCUAGAUGUCUUGUUGCAUCCUCUGUGAGUUUGAUUUCUUUUUCUUCUUCUCCUACCUUGAUAUUAGACAACAAAGUUUCUUCCAUGAAGACAUAAAUAUUUUUCUUCAUUGAAUAAAGAAAGACAAAUGUUGAACUCAUUCACUUAGAUCACAAAACAUGUCAAGGAGAUUGCAGUUUCAUUUCUUUUGUUGCAGUUUCUAAGGUAGUUUUUUUCUUCGAUUA